AUGGGCACUCGCUACGAGCGACAGGAGAAGAUUGGUGAGGGGACGUAUGGUGUCGUGUUCAGGGCCCGUGACACCGCCACCGGUGCCACCGUCGCGCUGAAGCGGAUUCGUCUUGACACGGAGGAGGAGGGUGUGCCGUGCACUGCCAUCCGAGAGAUCUCGCUACUAAAAGAGCUUCGUCAUCCGAACAUUGUAAAGCUGCUUGACGUGUGCCAUAGUGAGAACCGUCUCACCCUCGUGUUUGAGUACAUGGAGCUUGAUCUGAAGAAGUACAUGGAUCGGGAGGAAGGGAACCUGGAUGCGGCCACCAUUCAGGACUUUAUGCGGGACCUGCUGAAUGGCGUGCACUUUUGCCACGAUCGAAACGUUCUGCACCGGGACCUCAAGCCGCCGAACUUGCUCAUCUCGCGUGAGAAGAAUGUGAAGCUGGCGGACUUUGGCCUGGGGCGGGCGUUUGGCAUUCCCGUUAAGAAGUUUACGCAUGAGGUGGUGACGCUCUGGUACCGCUCCCCGGAUGUACUGCUUGGCUCCACACAGUAUGGCACGCCUGUAGACAUAUGGUCCGUCGGGUGUAUCUUUGCGGAAAUGGCCAUUGGCGCCCCACUAUUCGCUGGAAAAAAUGACGCAGAUCAGUUGCUGCGCAUUUUUCGUUUUCUGGGAACGCCGAACAACCAGGUGUGGCCUUCCAUGAACCAGUACCCCAACUCCACCAACAUGUUGUCGAAGCCCGAGUUCCUGCAGAACCUCGCAGCGGAGUGCGACGUUCAGUUUCGCACCGUGCCCGCGUACGCGAAGCUGGGCCCGGAGGGUAUUGAUCUCCUUCGGCGCCUGCUGAAGUACGAGCCCAGCGAACGCCUAACAGCUGCUCAGGCGCUUGAGCACCCAUACUUCUCCUUGGAGUUUUGA
Trypanosoma rangeli is the source of this 906-nucleotide messenger RNA. RefSeq names its product putative cell division protein kinase 2. Gene Ontology annotation, biological process: protein phosphorylation. The transcript has a single exon. Gene Ontology annotation, cellular component: cytoplasm; nucleus. Lineage: Eukaryota; Euglenozoa; Kinetoplastea; Trypanosomatida; Trypanosomatidae. The record is from RefSeq and is a predicted model, not a curated record. Gene Ontology annotation, molecular function: ATP binding; cyclin-dependent protein serine/threonine kinase activity. Bases 1 to 906 code for a protein of 301 amino acids.